Molecule: messenger RNA, 2429 nt
Organism: Cuscuta epithymum
Lineage: Eukaryota; Viridiplantae; Streptophyta; Magnoliopsida; Solanales; Convolvulaceae
Source: the annotation of a GenBank genome assembly
GUGUUCAUGCCUUUGUCGCAGGGUCGCAGAUCUUAGUCUCAUGCUCAACCUCCAAUUCAAUCGUUCUUCGCACUUCAACCAAUUGGCGUAAAGGAGAUCGAAGCGCAGGUUUUUAGCCAAUCAGAAGAACCGAGGGGUGAGCCUCGGACGGCUGGUGCGGCAGGGAGAUGGAGGACGCGAGGGAUGACGGACGCAGAGUGCAUCGAGAACAUGACGCCGAACAGGUAGCGAAACUUGUUGAUAUGUAUGGAGGCCUGGGUAUUGGGGGUUUUCAGGAAGAAUGGCUGAUUGAAGAUGAAGAGGAAGGAGAAACGGAGCCCGAGGCAGUGAAAGCAAAAGAAUUUCCAGUGGUUGGGAUAGUUCUCACGGACAAGGUCAUUCGAUUUCCGUUCUUCAGGGAUAAUAAUGGCAUCCGGGCAAAGGUAUCUCUAUAAAAGAGAUCGGCGAACGGAGGUAUCUGUUUAAAGUUUUCAAUUUAGUUGAUAUGAAUCGUGUCUUGGAUAAUGGUCCCUGGUUGUUUGAUCAGAAUUUGAUUGUGUUAAAAGUUGUUCAAUCGGGUGAUAUUAUGAGUAAAAUGUUGCUAGAUGAGUUUGAGAUAUGGGUACAGGUUCAUAAUGUACCGUACAAUUUUGAAAAUGUGGGAACAGCUAGGAGGAUUGGGAACCACUUGGGGGAAUUUAUCACUUGGGAUGAGCAAAAAUUUAAUGAAAAAAGGAGACUUAUAUGUGUGUGAGAGUCCUGGCAAAUCCUUAAAGAUUGGGACCACGUUAAGAAAGAGCAAGGGAGAAGGGUAUUGGGUAGACUUUAGGUAUGAAAAGCUAUCAAGUUUCUGCUUUUGUUGCGGUGUGAUUGGACAUGCAGAGAAGUUUUGUCCUCUUUUGUACGAAGAUGAGGGGCAAGCUAUAACCAGACCUUUUGGACCAUGGCUUAAAGCAAGUGGAAAAAAAGUAAAGUCAAACAUGGGCAAUAAAUGACUGGUUUUGGAAGGGAGCUCUUCUGGAAGGGGCACAUACAUAUCAAAUAUUGCGAGGUCAGUGCAGGAGGGGGACCCGAAUGAGACAGAAGGGAGCACCAAAUCUGGUAUAGGGAAUGUUAUGACCUCAGGUGGGAUACAAGAGGAAGGAGCGCCAGGAGAGUUGAAGGGGAAAUUAACUUGGAUGAUCACUUUACUUUCAACUAAGUUUCAAUUUGGUCACAUUACUUUAAUUUGUAUCAUUUUGAUCACUUAAUUAUAACUUUAGUUGCAAAUUAAUAUAUCAGGCCUAUUAAGUUGCCGGAACAAUGACGUGUUUAUAAAUGUAUGUUUUCUCUUUGAUAGUAAGAAUUAAUAGCUCCCGCAUCGUUAGUUUAGCCAUCUCACUCAGUUAUACUUAAAGUAUCCGACCUCAAGUAAAAAAGCCAAAAUUCAAGGAUGGCCUGUAAUCAGUCGGAUCAAUGAAAAUAGCCUCCACGGAUGAUGAGACCGCAGCCCUUGCGAUCGAUGAGGUCCAAUGAUGAAGGUUCUGGUAAAGUUCCAUUGCUUACUAGUUGAGAUUUUGGUAAGGGUGAUUGAGUGAAGAUGAGAAUGACAGAAGAUAGUACAUAGAGGGAGGAAAUAAGAUUACAGGUGAUGUUCUUCAAGGAUGGCCUGUAAUCAAUCGCUGGCGGGCUGGAUUUGUUUAAACAGGGGAGUGUAAGGAGGCUUAUCAGUGGAACUAUCAUUAUCAUUUGCAAUUUGAUGGUUGAAUUACAGUUAUUCAGUUAUUGAUCUGAAGGAACAAAGUGAAUGAUCUCUUUUUAUUUGGACUAUAAUUAACAACAGUUAUUGAAGAGGAUUGAGAGUCAACUCUAAGGACUUCUUCCUCUGUAUCCAAUUAAAAUUAUUUGGACUAUUUAACAACAGUUAUCCACUUUUCCGGCAACUAAAUAGGCCGGAAAUAAUUGGUUUGUAACUGAAAAUAAAAUUAGAUGAUUGAAAUGAAUCAAAUUAAAAUUAAGUGACCAAAUUGAAACUCACUAAAAGUUAAGUGAUCUUCCAAAUAAAUAUCCCGAGUUGAAGAGAAGAAGAACUUGGGAGAAACAGGCUAGAGAGGAUUCUGCAAAGGAUACUAUGGCGUUGGAUUCCCCAAAAAACGGGGUAGGGGCGAGCGCUGGCAUCCAGCCCUGCCAGAUGAUCUGAUGCUGAUUACGACUCUUUUAGCCGAGAACUUUAUUUACUCUAUUUAUUCUGCUUUAUUUAUUCCCCACGUACUGGAUGUUGUUUUUGUUUUGAUUUUGCUGUGUUUUUCCAGCAAAAAAACUAGUGAAUCUAAAACAGGAGAUGAGAAGUCAUGUGUGGAAGUCAUUGGCUCAGGUAAGCCCAAAGCGGGAUCAGCGAAUUAUAUGGCUUCUACAGAGGUGAUUAAUUCAGAGUCUGGUCCUUGGGCGGACGGUAGACAGGAGACUUGUUG